Molecule: messenger RNA, 1365 nt
Organism: Aspergillus brunneoviolaceus CBS 621.78
Lineage: Eukaryota; Fungi; Ascomycota; Eurotiomycetes; Eurotiales; Aspergillaceae
Product: phosphoesterase superfamily protein
Exons: 3
Coding region: 1-1365 (454 amino acids)
Biological process (GO): phospholipid catabolic process
Molecular function (GO): hydrolase activity, acting on ester bonds
Source: RefSeq, a predicted model, not a curated record
AUGCAUUCCAGUGCCCUUGUCGGCCUUCUGGCUUUUGCGGCUGCUGCCUCGGCCCUGCCCGGUGCCUCCUCACGGCACGCCCACUCGCACUCAUCCAUCAGCAACCUCAAAGACAAGGUUAAGAAUGUCGUGGUACUGGUGAUGGAGAACCGCUCCGUCGACAACCUUCUUGGUGGACAGACGAUCAAGGGACUCGAGAACCCCAUCAACAACGGUCCCUUCUGCAACCCUUACAACGUGAGCAACCCAGCCGAGGGCACUGUUUGCAGCGCGGCGUGGGACUAUGACUCGGUCACCGACGACCCUGACCACGCGGUGUACGGCAAUAACAUCGAGUUCUACGGGACGUUCACGCCGGACAAUGAGGCGAUCGCCUCGGGCGCAUUGACUCCUAGCCAACAGGGCUUUGUGCACGAGCAAUUGCGGAUAUACGGUGGCAAAGCCAACCGCACCCAGCUGUCCACCCAGGUUAUGAACUACUACACCGAAGACCAGGUGCCAGUUCUCACCCAGCUAGUGCAGAACUAUGUUGUUUUCAAUCACUGGCACUCCGAUAUCCCAGGUCCUACCGAUCCGAACCGGGCGGCUUUGACCUCGGGAACCUCCUACGGCCACGGGAGCAAUGAUGAUGCUUUCACCGUACACGCUUUCCCGCAGCGAUCCAUCUUCCAGCAGCUGAGUGAGACAAAUCACACCUGGAUCAACUACUACGAUACCGCGGGCGGCACGGGUCCGGAUGCCGAGUUCUACGACUGGAUCUACACUGCCAACCGCACCAACCAGGUCCAGCCCUUGGAGCAGUUCUAUACUGACGCAGCGGCGGGUGAUCUCGCCGAGUUCACGUACCUGAACCCAUCCUGCUGCGGCGUGGGCACCAACUCGAUGCACCCCAGCGGACUCAUCUCAGAUGGAGAGAAGCUGAUCAAGAAGGUCUACGAGGCCCUGCGCAAUGGCCCACAGUGGUCAGACACGUUGUUCAUCCUUAGUUUCGACGAGACCGGUGGCUUCCACGACCAUGUGCCUCCUCCUCUGGCUCCUGCGCCAGACAACCUGACCUACACCGCUACCACUCCUAGCGGCGAGGAAUACACCUUCCCCUUCAACCGCCUGGGCGGCCGUAUUCCGACCUUGUUAAUCUCCCCGUGGGUGGGCAAGGGCUACGUCGAGCAGAAGGGUACAGACGUUGAGGGCGAAACUGUGUCGUACUCCGCCUCGUCGAUCCUGCGCACUCUCGGCUAUCUCUGGGACUUCGAGCCCUUCACCCCUCGUGUCGAGUAUGCGCCUUCCUUCGAUCAUCUGAUCCAGUGGCGGGCUCGCAACGACACUCCUGCCACCUUGCCCGAGCCGGUGCCUUUCCGCAAGUGA